This is a messenger RNA of Gilbertella persicaria, 3597 nucleotides long. Its product is annotated as ras guanine nucleotide exchange factor domain-containing protein. The record is from RefSeq and is a predicted model, not a curated record. The transcript has 7 exons. Gene Ontology annotation, biological process: positive regulation of GTPase activity; Ras protein signal transduction. Gene Ontology annotation, cellular component: plasma membrane. Lineage: Eukaryota; Fungi; Mucoromycota; Mucoromycetes; Mucorales; Choanephoraceae. Gene Ontology annotation, molecular function: protein binding; guanyl-nucleotide exchange factor activity. Bases 287 to 3514 code for a protein of 1075 amino acids.
UGAACACAAAUAAUUUUUUUUCUUCGCUAUUUUUAUCCAUUCCUUUUCUUUAACAAAUGACUUCUUUACCACUGCCACCAAAGAUAAUAUGUCGAGUUAGAGCCCUUUAUCCUUAUUAUUCUGAAGAACACUCUUCUUUAAGCUUCAAGAAAGACGAUGUGAUAGACGUCCUUGCCAAGUUGGAAUCAGGUGUAAUGGAAAGCGAGGCUGGUUUCCUAGCAAUUAUGUCGAAGUCAUAUUAGAUGAAGCAGCCGUCCUUUCUCGGCCACCACCACCACCAGACGCUAUGCUUCCUCCUCAUCCACCAAUGUUACAAAACUAUAUUGAUUCAAAUCGAGUGGCAUCUUCUAUCCAUAGCUCAAAUAGUUCUGAAGUCAGCAGAAAUAAUGCCAAUCUCCCUGAUGGUUGGACAAUUCAAAUGGCAGAAGAUGGCCAAUCUUGGUUUUAUUAUAAUGAAAAUACAGGCAAAAUCUUGAACCAACAUCCAGGCUUCAACAACAACUUUGAUUCUGAGAAUAUCAUUGCAGAUCACGAUAGUAAUUUAAGAAGCCAGCGAGACAGUUUUCUGUCUGACCAAUCAAGAGAACCAGAUUAUAACACAGCUGCAGAUAAGACAAUUACCACGACUAAAGAGCUUAUGGACAAUUGGGUUGAAAGAAAGACGCCUCAAGGCAGAAUUUACUACUGUAAUUUGGUUACUCAAGAAACUACUUGGGACUAUGAAGAGAUCGACAAAGAAACUGGCCAUUUGAAAAAAUCACAAGAAGAACAGGAGGACGAAGAAGAUGAAGAAGAAAGUGAAGAAGAAUAUCCUGCUCACCUUGCUGCUAUGCAUCGAGUUUCUAUUCAAGAAGAUGCAACACCUGUUGAAGAAUUAACGUGGCACAAAUUAGCUUCUGACAUUGCUUUUUCUAUUCAUCAAUUGGCAAAUGCCGCUCAAAAAGGAUUGCAUGAAGAACUCCAGCCUAAAACUGCUCUUAUUGUAGAGAGUGUGCGUCUCAUGCUCUAUGCUUCUCGCUCCAUGGAAAAAGAUGCUCAGUUAUUACAGAACCCAAUCUUCCGAGAACCUCGACGUGCUGUCAUGUCUUCCCUUUCUAAGCUUGUCUUGUCUUCUAAAAUGGGUUCUGAGAUCUCUGAAUUCUCUGCUUCUAUUCCAACUAUCUUUCAAAAAGUGCAACGGGAUGCGAAUGAUGUGUUGGUAGCAGUAAGAAACUUUGUCACGCUUUGCCAACAACGCAAUGUCACUGUCAGUUUUGUAAAUCCAAGACUACUUGAUGAUAUCACGCAACUUCCUUAUGAUCCUCCUUCCACAGCUACCAACAAUCAUUGUAAGACAAACACAAAUGGCCCAUCGAUUGAACGUAACCACAGCUCUAAGAGCAUCAAUGCAGAGGAAAAGAAAGGCUUUUUGACUCAUAGUACCGAACUCAACACAUCGCUUGUUCAAAAGGCCAAGUAUUUACUCAAUCAAGAUCUUGUACUCAAUUUACAAGCCUAUUCACAUCAGAUUUAUGGAUCAACAGAGGAGCUUUCUCUUAUUGGUUCAGCCGUUUUGAAAAAGGCCCAGAAAGAGACAUCAGUUGAAUUUCAUGAGGAGAGAACAAAUGCUGUUUCUAUGUUUCGUAGCCUGUCCAGUCAAAUCAGUCAGUACAUUGGUGUCUUAGAUGAAAUCAGUCUUGAUAGUAUUGAUCUUCAUGCACCUUCUAUCUCAAAUUACCGUAUCAGCCGUCAAAGCUUAUACACAGCGAUAGGUCAAUUGUUUGGUGCUAUCCAAACACUGACAGAUAUACAUGUAAGUCUCGGCAAAGCAGUUCAGACAAUCAAUCAGUCGAUUGUCAGUGUAGAAGAUGCCAUUAGAAGUAUCGAGCAGAGUGUGGUUGACAUGGUGAACGAAAGAAAGCGUACGAUGGGUGCUGUCCGAGAUGAUUUCAUUACUGUAUCACCUACAGCUUCCUCUAUCAUCCCUAUAAGAAAACCCUCUGUCAAUGACAAUGGAACAAGUCAUUUUGACCAUCAGGGCCAACUUAGUCCACGUAGCCAAGAUGGUUUCUCAGAACUUGAUGGCAGUGAAUUCGGCAUGCGUCGUGGCACAAUUGCUUCUUUUGUCAGCUCAAAUAAUUCCAUUGUCAAUUCUUUCAAAGGAACAGGUGAUCUUGCUUCUCGUAUGCGCCAACAAAGUAUUCGUACAGACGAUCGUUCUUUUGAAUCUAAUGAUGUAUUGGGCAAUGAUCACCACCCAGAUGAAAUUGAAUUUGGCUCAGAUAACACUGUUAAGGGUGGAACAUUAGCAGCUCUUGUAGAACGCUUAACAAUUCAUGAUACGCUUGAUACAAACUUCAUUGCUACCUUUUUGCUUACAUAUCGCUCUUUCUGUACCACUGAAGAGUUUGUGAGUCUAUUGGAAGCUCGUUAUAAUCUUCUUCCACCUGACCGAUUAACACCAAACGAAUUGGAAAUAUGGACUGAACGUAAGCAAAAACUGAUUCGUUUGAGAGUUUUCAAUGUCAUGAAGAACUGGUUGGAAAACUACUAUAUUGAUGAAGACGAGCCCUUGUUGGGCCGACUUGAACAUUUUACUAACACUAAUAUUCGCGAUACAUCUUCUUUUGCUGCCAAUCAACUAUUAAAUCUUAUCAAGAAGCGUAUUGAAUUGAGCUCAAGAGGAGAAAUGAAGAAGAUUAUACCCAAUGCUAUUUCUGGUCCUGAUCCCAUCUAUCCCAAGAAUAUGGCUAAUAUUCAACUUUUGGAAACAGAUCCACUCGAAAUGGCUAGACAGUUGAGUAUUUUGGAUUUCAAACUUUAUAGUAGUAUUCGACCUAUUGAAUUACUCGGUAAAGCUUGGUCUCGCGAAGGUGCUGAUGGCUCUGUUGCUAUCAAUAUCAAGCAAUCAAUUCAAUACUGUAAUCAGAUGACUGCUUGGGUUACAGACAGUAUCUUAUCUUAUGAGGAGGCCAAAAAGCGUGCCAUUGUUAUUAAAUACUGGGUUCAGGUUGCUGAUCAUUGUCGUAGCAUGAACAAUUUCAAUACUUGUAUGGCUAUUCUAUCUGCUUUUGAUAACAGUGCAGUAGGCAGAUUAAAGAAGACAUGGAUGGCAAGCAGUAGAAGCACUACUCAAACCUUGGCUCAAAUCCGCAAAUUGAUGGGUGCCAAUCGCAAUUUUGCUGAUUACAGAGAAAUUGUUCAUUCAGUCAACCCUCCUUGUAUUCCAUUCUUGGGUAUUUACUUGCAAGACUUGACCUUUAUUGAAGAUGGCAACCCAGACUUUUUGCCUAAAUGUAACAACCUAAUCAACUUUGCAAAGAGACAAAAGGCAGCUGAAGUCAUUCGUGAACUUAAGCAAUUCCAAAACUUUGCCUAUAAUUUCCAUACAAUUCCAGAAAUGCAAGAUUUCAUCAAGGCCUACUUGGAUAUAACACACGACGUUGAACAGCUCUACGAACGUAGUUUACAACUUGAGCCCAGAACAACUGAAGUACAAGCAGCUGUAAACAAUAUCAUGACCAACAUUGUUUAACCGUUCGACAUACUACUAAUUCUUUCUUCAUAGAAUCCCCACACUAUCAUGUACGCUGUUUUAUGCUUCCAAAAAAGAGAGAA